GUGGAGCUGGAGUGACUAUGAAGGAAAUCGAAUCUUCUUUAGGUGGAAAUAUCUGCCGUUGCACCGAUUAUCGUCCCAUUAUGGACGCGUUCAAGACAUUUGCCAAAGAUGCGCCUCAAGAACUCAAAUCCCGGUGUGUUGAUUUGGAGGAUUUGGAAAACGCAAUUUGUCCGAUUUUGGCAAUGCCUCGGCCUAGGCCAACAACUAAGACUCGUUGCAGAAGACUAGUUCCAUCAACCAACAGAUUAGGAUAUGGACAAACAGAAGAGCAAAAGGUUUCUUGGAUAGACGGUUUCACGACGACUGAGUGGAUCUCAAAGGAGAAUUUGCGUUUCAUUAUUUUAAAUUAUUCUUCACUGCAAUAUCUGAUUCUCAAUUCUGCCAACUUGUGUGAAAUUUGUGGGUUUUUUCAACUAUCUUCCUUGCAAAAUUACCUGUUACUCCUGCAUAUAAGACCCAUAUUUGAUUUUCGGUAAAUAAAAUUUU
This is a messenger RNA of Daphnia pulex (common water flea), 486 nucleotides long. RefSeq lists its product as uncharacterized. Lineage: Eukaryota; Metazoa; Arthropoda; Branchiopoda; Diplostraca; Daphniidae. Bases 18 to 476 code for a protein of 152 amino acids. The transcript has 2 exons. The record is from RefSeq and is a predicted model, not a curated record.